AUGUCAUCCGAAUGGCCUGAUGCACAAAUAUCAAAUAUACAAAAGACCUUACAAAAUACUUGGCAAAUUCCAUAUAUAUCUUUAUUCGCUCGUAUAUUUUGUGAUGCUUUUCAAUUGUUUGAUUUUCAUCAGGAAGAAUUAGAAGAUGCUUUAUUAUCGGAUAAUCCCAAUGAAAUCCAUCCAUUUCUUCAAGAACUUCUCAUAUCUCUGCUGUCCGGAUUGAUACGUUUACAUGUCAAUUCAAGUAAUAUGUUUGUUAUGCUUUCUAAUAUACUCAAACGAUGUGAUCUGAAUAUUACUUCUUCUACGCCAUCGAAUAUCAUGUCCAUAUCUGAUGAUUCAAUAACAACAACAGAUUGGCAUGAAAUGUCUAUUUUUGAAAAAGUAACUGUACUUCGUGCUCUAUGUGAUGCACGAUUGAAUAAAGCAGAUAUUGAUCAAGUAAUUGAGAAUAUGCCAGCUGAUUCACUUCGUUUUGAACCAUUUGGUGAAGAUUCACGAGGAAAAAAAUUAUGGUAUUUUGGCGAUACGAGACUUUAUUCUGAAUCAUGGAAUAAAAGUACUGAAACAUCUACAUGGGAAUGUAUAUGUCGUACACUAGAUGAAUGGAAUGUUUUCAUUGAAAAUUUUCGUAAAUCAUGUUCAAAGAAAAAUUCUAGUAUUAAAGAUCGACAAUUACUAGAACGUCUAAUAGCACUCAAUGCAGAUUUACCAGAUAUAUAUUCACGUAAAGAUCGUGAAAGGCAUCGUCGUUGGACAUCAUAUGAACCAAAACGUACAUCAACACGCCUCGAAGUUAAACGACAGCAACGUCUUGAAUUCGAAGAAAUAACACAAGAACAAAAAGCAAGACAUGAUAAAUUUCUUGAAUUUAAACGACGACAAGAAGAAACUAUUGCUAAAGAAAAAGAACGUUUAGAACGUAGUGAACGUGUUAAAAGAAGAGAGGAACGCGCAGAUCGUAUUCGUCGUCGUACAGCAGUUGGAUCAUCACACGGUGUAGAUGGUUCAGAAUUUUCCGAAAAUAGCAAUACAUCAUCAACAUUAAAUGAUGAAAAUCUUCAUCCAAUCAAUACUAAUGAUAUACACCAAAAAGUGUUGACAUUAUUGAGAACAAAUGAAAACAGUUGGCCAUUUCUUGAACCUGUUACUGAAGAAUUAGCACCCAAAUAUUUCACAAUAAUCAAGAACCCGAUAGAUCUUUCAAUGAUACAACAAAAAAUUAAUAAUAAAGUUUAUGUUAAUAAUUCUACAGAAUUUAUUCAAGAUAUUGAAUUAAUGGUUGCCAAUUGUGAACAGUACAAUGGCAAGCGAAGCAUUUUAGGUCGAUUAGCGAAUCGUCUUCUUGUUUAUUUUAAAGACUGUUGGUCUGAAUGUCAACCAAAUACACAACACUUUGAUGAUGAUAUUGAUGAUUUAAAUCGUCGAGAACAUCCAGUAAAAAAGCCAACAAUAUUAACACGAGAUAAAAAUAAUAAUACGAGAACUAGAAAAAAUUAUCGACAAUUAGCUGGUAUAACUGAUGACGAGGAUGAUGAUGAACUUGAAUAUACGCCCAUGCCUAGUUCUAAACGAGCUCGUCAUUCAGCACCUCCUGUACCGAUCUAUAUAGCUGUUGAUCCAAAUUCUCCUGCAUAUAUUGUUUAUCAUGAUCAUUCAUAUUUUAUUCGCAAUGAAUCAAUAGAUGAUAUACAACGUCGUAAAACAUCGAUGCCAACAAACCCUAUUAGACCUCACAUACAAGAAAAACCACCGCUACCGUCGGUUCAAGUACUGAAUCAAUUAAUUCUUGGACAUCCACAAAAGACGAAAAUUUCUCCAUCAAAUUCUACAACAUCCACAACUCCUCUCGAUUUUACGGCUAUUCUUCGUGCAUUAUUAGUUAAACAAGGACAUCAGUUAACAUCAACUGUGCCACAAGAAACUAUUGAAACUAAAAUAAAUGAUAAAACGUCUUCUUCUCCGUCAUCAGCAACUACUUCGUAA
Molecule: messenger RNA, 1986 nt
Organism: Rotaria socialis
Lineage: Eukaryota; Metazoa; Rotifera; Eurotatoria; Philodinida; Philodinidae
Source: the annotation of a GenBank genome assembly